AUGGCAGGUGCUCAAUUAUACAAAACAGCAAGUGGACGUUUAUUUCAUGCUGGCGCAGUAGCCAUCAUCACAGUUGGUCUUCCUGCCAGAGGCAAAACGCACGUUUCAAGAUCGCUGUGUAGAUACAUGCGCUGGCUCGGUGUUUCUACCAAAGUAUUCAGCGUAGGCAACUACAGAAGAAAAUUGAUGGGCCCUAUUCCAAACGAAAUGUUUGAUCCUAACAAUGAUGAUGCUUACGGCCGCAGACUAAAGAUUGCUGAUGAUUGCUUGAAUGAUAUGAUUGAAUGGCUUCAGCAUGGAGGAGGACAGGUUGGCAUCUACGACGGCAAUAACAUCACCGAGGACAGACGCAGGGAGAUUCAUGACAAACUUGUGGCCUUGGAUAUUCAUGUUCUUUUCAUCGAGUCCAUUUGCAACAAACCAUCAUUGGUAUUGAAUAAUAUCAAGAGCGUUAAAAUAUCAUCACCCGAUUAUGUAGGAUGGGAUCCCGAGGAGGCUGUGAAGGAUUACACACACCGCAUUGAACAAUGUGAACUGCACUACAAGGUCAUUAGUGAUUUGACACUGCCCUUUGUAAAAUUGAUGAAUUUCGGCGAGCAACUGAUUGUGAACAAUGUGCAAGGCUACUUACAAUCUCGCAUUGUAUACUACCUCAUGAAUUUGCACAACCGACCCAGAACCAUCUACUUUGCCAGAGCCGGCGAGUCAACCAACCCAGGAUCCUUCAAAGUGGAUGCGGGUCUUUCAAAAGACGGUGAACUGUACGCCCAGAGACUGAAAAAGUUCAUCCUGGUAUACCGCGAAAAGCAAAGACAAGCAUCAGGAAAUACUGAGGAGAAUCAGCGUCCUUUGACAGUAUGGACAUCGACCCGCAAGAAGUCUAGACAGACGGCACUGCCUUUCCUAGAAGAAGGGCUUAUUGUGCGCCAGCAAUCCGUUUUAAAUCAAAUCAACCCUGGAGAGAUUGAUGGUUUGAACAAGGAGCAGAUCAAACAAAAGUUUCCAGAUGAGGUCGAGAGAGCAAAGGAGGAUCCCUACAGACAUCGCUAUCCAAGAGCUGAGUCUUACCACGAUUUGGCAGUGAGACUUGAGUCUGUCAUUAUGGAACUAGAGCGUGAAAAGAACGAUGUGCUGAUCAUUGCCCAUGAUUCCAUUCUUCGUUGCUUGUAUGCUUAUCUGUUUGAUAGGCCUGAUCACGAAAUUCCCUUCUUGUGUAUGCCCCGCCAAGAUUUAAUAAGCAUUGAACCUUCUGCAUACGGUUGCAAAGAAUCAAGAGUUGAAAUUGUUGACGUUUAA
Mucor velutinosus is the source of this 1296-nucleotide messenger RNA. RefSeq lists its product as uncharacterized. Gene Ontology annotation, molecular function: ATP binding; 6-phosphofructo-2-kinase activity; fructose-2,6-bisphosphate 2-phosphatase activity. The transcript has 8 exons. Gene Ontology annotation, biological process: fructose metabolic process; fructose 2,6-bisphosphate metabolic process. Lineage: Eukaryota; Fungi; Mucoromycota; Mucoromycetes; Mucorales; Mucoraceae. The record is from RefSeq and is a predicted model, not a curated record. Gene Ontology annotation, cellular component: cytosol. The coding region runs from base 1 to 1296 and encodes 431 amino acids.